This is a messenger RNA of Aphanomyces astaci, 1894 nucleotides long. RefSeq lists its product as hypothetical. NCBI's taxonomy places the organism in Eukaryota, Oomycota, Saprolegniomycetes, Saprolegniales, Verrucalvaceae. The transcript has a single exon. The coding region runs from base 1092 to 1778 and encodes 228 amino acids. The record is from RefSeq and is a predicted model, not a curated record.
GGGAGAGUCGUACGCACAUGUAUAAUGCGAUGAACAGUCGCCGGCAGUUCGAUGAUGCGGACGAGGGUCUGAGACUCGAACUCCCACACGUAAAUAAACGGCGACUGGCCACUACAUGUGAACACUUGUGUAAACCAACAAGAUAUUGGGUACAGCCCAGUCCAACCUGGCGACGAUGACGUGGCAGUUGUCGGACACGCAAAAGCGCUUCAACCCGGGGGGAUGUUCGUAUGCUGGCAGCGUGAAGCGGUACUGCAGCGCCAGCGUGCUGAGCUCCCACAUCAAGAUCGAGUCGUCGCGGAAACACACGGCCACGAGCUCUCCAUUUCCGACGAAUUGCGCGGCUUCGACGCCUGGACCGGCGUUGAGCGUGCGGAAACGAGACCAGUUGGCAGAAUCCCACAUGAUCACGGCGUCCGCGGACGCCGUGAGCGCCAGUUGACCUGGCUGCUGGAACGACACACACGUGGGGACCUGCCGGUGGCCGCGCAACGUGCUCACAAGAGCCUUCGUCGCCACGUUCACGCACCGGACAGUCAUGUCUUCGCAUGUGACAAGCAGCUCCGUGCGCUGCUGGGGCGAGAACGCGCAUUCCAGCGCCGGCGUGCCAAGGUGGCACACGAGGGAGUACCGGUUGCGCAGUGGAAAGAACGCAAACACGCGCCCUUUCUCGUCCACAGCGGCAAAGAUGUCGCCACCGACAGAGAACGCCACGCAUCGAAACCGAGCGUUGCCUGUGGCAUUCGAUGAGGUUGACGACGGCGGAUAUGGCCCUGCAUGUGCAUUCUUGAAUGCCCGCAGAGGAAGAUUUCGAAAGCUUCCCAAAAGCCCCAGAGGUCCGACCUGUGGGCGAUGCGACCACAUGACCCCCUCGUCGUCCGCGCUUAGCUUCAGCCGCACUUCAUACACCAUCGCGAUCCGUGCCGAUCGUUCCUUGAGAUAAGCAGCACCCCAGCGCCGGAUAAUCGUUUGAAAUCAUCCGGUUAUCUUCCAUAGGAUUGAUUUCAAGCGAAUGACAUUUGGCAUUGUGGUGAAAGCCUUCCCUGACGUUGCUCUAGUAUGUACUGUACAGCGAGACCUUGCAAUGCUGCAUGUACCUUGGAAUGGCAUAUACUACUACGACAUGCAUGUAUUCGUUACGAACUUGCCUAAAUGAGCUUCAACCCCUUGAGCCCAAUAACCAGCAACAGGCCUUCGACGGUAGAAAUGGCAAACAACGACAACACAAACCCAAGGCCAUGGCCGCCAUAGCCAGACGUGUAGCCAACUUGGUGCGCAAUGCGACCAACAGCAAACACGACCGUGGCCACAAACACGGGAAAUGCAAACACGUUGCCGGCCAAGAAGAGUCCGGCCACGAGCGAGCCAUAGUUUUCGACCAGGUGCUGCAACGAUCGAUUCGCGCGGUUGUACGCGCCGACUUCGCCGUCGUCGAUAAACACAAUCGCAUUCUCCUUCGCAUCCUUGCCAAUCGCCUUGUAAAUGAACGGGUUCGAGCGCAGGUUGCCAGAGUUGCCGCGCAUGAUCUGCGCCUUGUGGAUCGUCGGGUAAAAGUUCACAAACGCCACCGUGCGACCCAACAGCACGAUCGCCAAGCACGCCCAGUGCAGCUCGUUGCCCAGCAGCGCCUUGAUGCGUUUUUCGUACGUCGCUUGGGGGCCGAGGGUAUACACCGAAUACGCAAUCGCCGUGCCGAUGGCAAGGGGCACGGUCAAUACGACGAACAACCCGCCGUACGAUUUCUUCUUCUCCGCAUCCGUCAAGGCAGGGAGGCCUGAGUCGUGCGUGGCCGAUUUCGCGCCGUUGUCCGAACCCAUUUGUCUUCGAGGAUGCUGAUGUUGGAGUGAGCGGUAAAUCUCAACUGCAAUUGUUCGGAUACGUAUCCGGAUACCAC